CCGAGACUGUCGCACCGAGUUACUCCGUUUGUUAAUAUUAUUUUUACAUUAUAAUUUUUAAAAUGUUUUAUAUAUCUCACGUUUAGUUAGAGCAGCCACAAUUCAUUGUAUAACGUGUUGCGUAUAUGCGUUCGAAACUUUACAAUAACAUCAUGCGACGAAUUCAUCAUUGCAACAAAUCGACUUUAUUUCAAGUACUACGUUUUCUUUCAACUGAAACGAAGUUUGUUAAGACAUUUGACGAAAUUCCAGGACCAAAAUCCUUACCUCUAGUCGGCACCCUUUAUCAAUACUUACCGAUGUUUGGCAAGUACAAAUUUGACAGACUACAUCACAAUGGGUUGAUGAAACUCCGACAGUACGGGCCGGUUGUUCGGGAAGACAUUGUACCCGGCGUGUCCAUAGUGUGGAUAUUCAAACCAGAAGACAUUGAGAUGCUUUACCGAAAAGAAGGCAGAUAUCCGGAAAGACGUAGUCAUUUAGCAUUACAAAAGUACAGAUUGAGCAAACCAGAGGUGUACAACACUGGAGGACUUUUGCCCACAAAUGGCAAGGAUUGGUGGAGACUAAGAAAAGCGUUCCAAAAACAUUUAAGUAAAGUCCAGUGCAUUAAAGGGUAUGUGGAUAGUACGAACACAGUAGUUGAAGAAUUUAUAGAUCGGAGAAUAAAACGCAAAGGUCGUACAAAUGAUUUCGGUCCCGAACUAUCUAGGCUCUUCCUUGAACUUACGUACUAUGUUGCCUUCGACGAACGACUACAGUGGUUCAAAGAUGCAGAAUGGGACUCUGAUUCGGAGUGUUCAAAAUUGAUCAAAGCGGCUCACGACAUAAACAGUGCGAUAUUGAAAACUGAUAAUGGACCACAACUAUGGAGAAAAUUUAACACCCCUAUGUAUAAAAGUAUAAUAAAAGGACACGAACACAUUGAAAAAAUCGCGCUAAAAGUUGUGAAUGAAAAACUAACCAGUAUUAAAACGACAGACUCCAAAGCGUCAUUAUUAGAACAAUAUUUAAGCUCAGGAGAGACAGACUACAAAGACGUAAUUGGAAUGACUGUUGACACUUUGUUAGCUGGAAUCGACACGGCGACGUAUUCAUGUUGUUUUGGAUUGUACCAUUUGUCCUCGAACCCGGACGUACAGGAGAAAAUGUUUUGUGAGGCGCGAGCCUUACUGCCACAUAACAACACACCGGUCACCAGUGGGAUGUUAGAGCGAGCCGUAUAUUCGAAAGCAAUCAUCAAGGAGAUGUUCCGGAUGAAUCCAAUAUCGGUGGGCGUUGGACGGAUAUUGCCAGAGGAGUGCAUGUUUUCAGGAUACAGAGUCCCGGCAGGAACGGUCGUGGUCACGCAAAACCAAGUGAGCUGCCGUCAGGAAAAAUACUUCCGGCGACCCGAUGAAUUUUUGCCGGAGAGAUGGCUAAAAGGCAGCGUCGAUUACGAGUCCGUUAGUCCGUAUUUGGUUUUACCUUUUGGCCACGGACCUAGGACGUGUAUAGCAAGACGUUUGUCAGAGCAAUUCCUGCAAGUCGUGCUCAUAAAAAUUGUCAGGAACUUUAAGAUGACUUGGACGGGACCAAAGUUGGAUAGUAAAUCUUUAUUGAUAAACAAACCUGACGGACCGAUAUCUUUAAUAUUCAAGACCAGAGACUGAAUCAUAUUAUUUAAUUUUAACUACUUCACAUAAUAUAAAAAUAUAUUUAUCUUAAAAAAUUAUAAUUUAUAUACAUAUACAGUAGAAUCUCAUUAAUUCGAACGAGAUUGGGCAAAAGAAUCAUUCGAAAUAACGAUUUGUUUGGAUUACCUAAUAGUUAUGAGUUAUGACUUUCAAAAAAAUCAAAUUUCUUCCAUUUUUAAUUUUGAAAUCAAUUUUUUUCUAUACUGUA
Molecule: messenger RNA, 1884 nt
Organism: Melanaphis sacchari
Lineage: Eukaryota; Metazoa; Arthropoda; Insecta; Hemiptera; Aphididae
Product: cytochrome P450 302a1, mitochondrial-like
Exons: 8
Coding region: 126-1652 (508 amino acids)
Molecular function (GO): iron ion binding; heme binding; oxidoreductase activity, acting on paired donors, with incorporation or reduction of molecular oxygen
Source: RefSeq, a predicted model, not a curated record